AUGGCACAGUACCUCUGCUAUCAAUGGAUACACCCUGACCACGACGCCUGGACCUGCGCGGAUAGGAAGUUUGACGGUCUCAAUGAGAACGCCAAGGUCAAGCUGCAGAUCCCGUGGAUCAGGUGGCCCGAGGACGAAAGCGAGGAAGGAAAGGAGCACACAAUCCACUGGAAGGACAUCUACAACAGGGCCGUUGAAGCCGUGGACCAGUGGGCCUACCUUCUAAGGCAGAAGGUGAGCGGCGAGAACUUUCCCCGGCACGAGAUUCUGUCGUGCAUGAUCCAGAUGCACGAGCAGCUCCUCCACACGAUAUUCACGCUUCGCGAGAAAGACCGGCAUCUGAGGUUGUUUUACGGCUUCGCCGCCGAUCGUGUAGCGAUGCUCGAAGAGAUCCAACAGUUGGCUCUGAAACAGGUUGUCUUUGUCGUCGGCGGCAGGGCCAGGAUCCGGGAAUAUGGAGGGUAUGAAGUGCUGCUAAAGUGA
Messenger RNA from Fusarium keratoplasticum, 483 nucleotides. RefSeq lists its product as uncharacterized. The record is from RefSeq and is a predicted model, not a curated record. The coding region runs from base 1 to 483 and encodes 160 amino acids. The transcript has a single exon. Lineage: Eukaryota; Fungi; Ascomycota; Sordariomycetes; Hypocreales; Nectriaceae.